Messenger RNA from Macrosteles quadrilineatus (aster leafhopper), 1182 nucleotides. RefSeq lists its product as uncharacterized. The transcript is spliced from 2 exons. The coding region runs from base 1 to 1182 and encodes 393 amino acids. The record is from RefSeq and is a predicted model, not a curated record. NCBI's taxonomy places the organism in Eukaryota, Metazoa, Arthropoda, Insecta, Hemiptera, Cicadellidae.
AUGGAAAGAAAAUUUGCUGCUCAGCCCGAAUUCAAAGAUUUAUACUCUGAAUUUAUGGAUGACUACAUCAAAUCAGGUCACAUGAGUGCAUAUGAGGGUCACUCAUACCCCAAGGCGUCUGAGAUUCUAACUAAAUCAAUAUUUUAUGACGACAUCAUCGCUGGAGCAGAAAGUCUUGAUGAAGCUUUGUCUGCACAGAAUGAACUCAAGAACUUGCUCACUAGAGGAGGUUUUGAACUCCGAAAAUGGAUUAGCAACGCACCCCAACUAUUGGACCAAGUCCCAAUUGAACACAAAGAGACUCCAGUGGAGUUAACUGAAAAUAGUGAAGCCUUCUUCAGUGUCCUAGGUCUAAAAUGGACUCCAGAGUCUGACAUGCUUUCUUACAAGGUUAAGGAUGUUGAAAUAAGUGCUAUACUUACAAAGAGAAGAAUAUUAUCUACAAUCGCUAAACUGUACGAUUUACCAGGAUUUCUUACACCCGUAAUUUUCUGGGCAAAAACACUUAUUCAGUAUCUCUGGACAACAGGGCUAACUUGGGAUGAACCUGUUCCAAAUGAUGUUAGAACCAAGUGGCAUUCAUUCUUAGAAGAACUCCCAAUAAUUCAAGAAUUAAGAAUUCCACGCUACAUUUCUACUUCUCUGCAUACGGCUGUGCAACUCCACGGCUUCAGCGAUGCUUCAGAGAAAGGCUACGCUGCUGUUGUCUACCUUCGUGUCACUGACUCUCAAGAGAAUACAAGGCUCUAUCUCAUCGUCUCUAAAUCAAAAGUCGCUCCUUUGAAAAGAAUUUCUCUGCCACGGCUUGAACUUUGUGGCGCUCACUUACUGGGAAAACUCCUUCAAUAUUCUUCAAACAUACUCUCUGCUCAUAUGAAGAUUGAAUCAAUCUAUGCUUGGUGUGACUCCACAAUUGUCCUAACCUGGAUACGUACUCUUCCAUACCGCUUGAAAGUCUUCAUUGCCAAUCGUAUUUCAGAACUCCAAGAAUUGGUCUCUCCUCACUCAUGGAAUUAUGUCAAAUCUCAAGACAACCCGGCCGAUUGCGCCACUCGUGGUCUUUCACCCUCUCAACUUGUGACUCAUCAUUUAUGGUGGAAUGGACCGGAAUGGUUACAGUCAUCGUCAGAUUCUUGGCCUAAGCCAAAAUUCACACCUGUUAUUGAUGAUGACACUCUUUAA